UGUGUGUCUUUUUAAAGGCUCAUGGGGAACAUGCAGAGAGCAACCAAUUCAUUGGCCUAAAAAGGACGAAGCAUCUUAAAUAAGAUAACAACCAACAAACAAGUGAGGGAAAUUCAAACAGCUAACACCACCAUUUCAUCUAAUAUCUAGUAUCUACUCUUUCUUUGUUUUCUCACAACUAAAAUCUUGAUUACUAGUUCACUACCAUUAGUGCCCAAACACUACAACAUGAUGAAAUUUUUAAUCUCAUUCUUACCCUUUUUCUUCUUGGUGGUGGUACAACAAGAAGCCACUUGCUUCAAUCAACACAAAGAACUUUCUCAUAAUAUUAGAAACAAACUCAAGGGUAGAUUGGCCAUUUCCCUCUCUCAUCCACCAUCACAAACGGCAAAGGGAGGAAGCAGAGUGGUGUACCCGGCGGAGUACGGCGCAGACACGAGCGGAGCACGUGACAGCAGCGACGCAAUUAUAAAGGCAUUGGAGGAUGCAUUCAGUUUGGAGAGUGAGGCGGAGCUGCUUCCGGGGGUUAAAGACCUUGGGGGUGUAUUGGUUGACCUGCAAGGUGGGAACUACACAAUUAGCAAGCCCAUCAAAUUCCCUUCUUCUGCUGCUGGCAAUCUUGUGGUACAAGGAGGAACGUUGAGAGCUUCUGAUGCAUUUCCCACUGAUGGCCAUCUAGUUGAGUUAUGGGCAUCUAGUUCCCAAAAGCUCUCGAAAACAGCAUCAUUUGAUGACUUGUACAACAAGAAACUUCAGCAACCUAAAGGGAUUUACUACGAAGACAUAACAUUCCGUGACAUUCUAUUCGAUUCGGGCUACCAUGGAGGAGGAAUCUUUGUAGUUGAUUCGGCUAGGAUCCGAAUCAACAACUGUUUCUUCCUCCAUUUCACUACAGAGGGAAUCCUAGUCCAAGGUGGCCACGAAACUUACAUAUCUAGCUGCUUUCUUGGGCAACACUCAACCGUAGGAGGGGACUCCGGCGAGCGACAAUUCUCGGGAACUGCGAUUGAACUUGCUAGCAAUGAUAACGCAAUUACCGAUAUUGCGAUCUUCUCGUCUGCCAUAGGGAUUGUCCUAAGGGGCCAAGCCAACAUCGUUACCGGGGUCCAUUGUUACAAUAAGGCCACCGGUUUUGGUGGCAUAGGAAUCUUGGUAAUGCUAGCCGGAAAUUCACAAACAAGAAUUGAUAAUUGUUACAUGGAUUACACAACAAUUGUGAUGGAAGACCCUGUUCAAGUUCAUGUCACUAAUGGAUUUUUCUUGGGGGAUGCUAACAUUGUUUUGAAAUCAAUUAAGGGACAAAUAUCAGGAUUGAAGAUAGUCAAUAAUAUGUUCACUGGGAACCCUAACGCUAAAGUUCCAAUUGUGGCAUUAGAUGGAGUGUUUGGUAACGUUGACCAGGUGGUCAUUGAUUUGAACAGUGUUGAUGGAAUGGGGUUGAGAUCAACGGUUGGGAAGCAAUCUGUGGCUGGGAAUGGAACAAAAUGGGUGGCUGAUUUUUCAGGAAUUUUGGUGUUCCCUAAUAGGAUAAAUCACUUUCAAUAUUCAUUUUAUUCUCAG
Molecule: messenger RNA, 1560 nt
Organism: Arachis ipaensis
Lineage: Eukaryota; Viridiplantae; Streptophyta; Magnoliopsida; Fabales; Fabaceae
Product: Pectin lyase-like superfamily protein
Molecular function (GO): polygalacturonase activity
Source: RefSeq, a predicted model, not a curated record